Molecule: messenger RNA, 1764 nt
Organism: Enhydra lutris kenyoni (northern sea otter)
Lineage: Eukaryota; Metazoa; Chordata; Mammalia; Carnivora; Mustelidae
Product: megakaryocyte-associated tyrosine kinase
Exons: 12
Coding region: 52-1452 (466 amino acids)
Biological process (GO): protein phosphorylation
Molecular function (GO): ATP binding; protein tyrosine kinase activity; protein binding
Source: RefSeq, a predicted model, not a curated record
GUGAGCCCCCGCUUCCUCCGUGCCUGGCAUCCCGCGUUCAUCUCAGCCAGGAUGCCAACGAGGCGCUGGGCCCCAGGCACCCAAUGCAUCACCAAGUGUGAGCACACGCGCCCCAAGCCGGGAGAGCUGGCCUUCCACAAGGGUGACGUGGUCACGAUCCUGGAGGCCUGCGAGAGCAAGAGCUGGUACCGCGCCAAGCACCACGCCAGCGGGCAGGAGGGCCUGCUGGCGGCCGGGGCGCUGCGGGAGCGAGAGGCCCUGUCGGCCGACCCCAAGCUCAGCCUCAUGCCGUGGUUCCACGGGAAGAUCUCGGGCCACGAGGCCGUGCAGCAGCUGCAGCCGCCCGAAGACGGGCUGUUCCUGGUGCGCGAGUCGGCGCGGCACCCCGGCGACUACGUGCUGUGCGUCAGCUUCGGCCGCGACGUCAUCCACUACCGCGUGCUGCACCGCGACGGUCACCUGACCAUCGACGAGGCCGUGUGCUUCUGCAACCUCAUGGACAUGGUGGAGCACUACAGCAAGGACAAGGGGGCCAUCUGCACGAAGCUAGUGAAACCCAAGAGGAAGCAGGGCACCAAGUCAGCAGAGGAGGAGCUGGCCAAAGCUGGCUGGUUACUGAACCUGCAGCAUUUGACGCUGGGCGCACAGAUUGGAGAGGGUGAGUUUGGAGCGGUCCUGCAGGGUGAGUACCUGGGCCAGAAGGUGGCCGUGAAGAAUAUCAAGUGUGAUGUGACCGCCCAGGCCUUCCUGGACGAGACGGCAGUGAUGACGAAGAUGCAGCAUAAGAACCUGGUGCGUCUGCUGGGCGUUAUCCUGCACCAGGGGCUCUACAUCGUCAUGGAGCACGUGAGCAAGGGCAACCUGGUGAACUUUCUGCGCACACGGGGCCGGGCCCUCGUGAGCACCCCCCAGCUCCUCCAGUUUUCCUUGCACGUGGCCGAGGGCAUGGAAUACCUGGAGAGCAAGAAGCUGGUGCACCGAGACCUUGCCGCCCGCAACAUCCUCAUUUCCGAGGACCUGGUGGCCAAGGUCAGCGACUUUGGCCUGGCCAAAGCCGAGCGGAAGGGGCUGGACGCAAGCCGGCUGCCCGUCAAGUGGACGGCGCCCGAGGCUCUCAAACACGGGAAGUUCUCCAGCAAGUCGGAUGUGUGGAGUUUUGGGGUGCUUCUGUGGGAGGUGUUCUCAUACGGCCGGGCUCCAUACCCCAAGAUGUCGCUGAAGGAGGUGUCUGAGGCCGUGGAGAAGGGGUACCGCAUGGAGCCCCCUGAGGGCUGCCCGGGCCCCAUCCAUGCCAUCAUGGGCAGCUGCUGGGAGGCUGAGCCUGCCCGCCGGCCGCCCUUCCGGAAACUGGCAGAGAAGCUGGCCCGGGAACUGCGCAGCGUAGGCGCCUCGGCCCCGGUCGGGGGCCAGGACGCGGACAGUUGUCCCUUGCCCCGAAGCCAGGAGCCCUGACCCUGCCCAUUGGGGCCUCAGGCCCCAGAGGAGAAUGAAGGGCACGGGGUGGGGGUACGGCCAGGCCUGAAGAGGGUCAGGACCAGUGAGCGGCCCGUCUGGCUCGCAGCAGGGGCAGGUGCCUGCAGGGGACUCUAGGCAGCCCGUGGGCACCGCGGACCGGGGAGGCGAGGGGUCAGCCCUCCAUAAAGACUGCUUUCCAAGGACGGCCGGUGUCUGAGUCUCUCUGCGGCCCUUGGCGUCCUGCACCCCAUGGGACCCCCCGCCACCAUCGCUCAGCCCGCGGCCAUCCGGCUGCCCGGUGUCUACCCA